This is a messenger RNA of Brassica napus (rape), 816 nucleotides long. RefSeq lists its product as uncharacterized. The record is from RefSeq and is a predicted model, not a curated record. The coding region runs from base 1 to 816 and encodes 271 amino acids. The transcript has a single exon. NCBI's taxonomy places the organism in Eukaryota, Viridiplantae, Streptophyta, Magnoliopsida, Brassicales, Brassicaceae.
AUGAAGGAUAUUAUUUCAAUUUACACGGUCGAUGGUGUUAAAAAUGAAGUUGCAGGCGAAUCCGGAACGCAGAAACUUGGUAUCACUAGAUCAGCUCUGGUUUGUGAGGUACGAACAGAGGCAGGAUGGGCUUUCCGUAGAACUCGUGAUAGACAACUCAGAGAGAUUAUCAACUCGAUUGAAACUCAUCAACUGAGUGAAUCUAGACACAUUCAAGAUAUUGUUCUAUGGAGGAAGAAUGAGAAUGAGUUCUGUAAUCAGUUUUCAACCUCUCAGACAUGGAAGCAAAUUCGAGUGAACAAACCGAUCAAACCAUGGACUAAAGUGAUUUGGUUCUCUCUUGGAGUUCCCCGGUUUGCUUUCAUUACAUGGUUGGCCGUUAAUAAUAGAUUGUCAACAGGUGACCGUAUGAGAUCUUGGGGACAAGUGCAAGGAUGUCUGUCUUGUGGAGAGCCAAACGAGACAAGGGACCUUCCGUUCUUCGCCUGUCCUUACACCUAUACUCUCUGGAUUGAAGUGGUGGGUACGUUAUUGGGGAGACCUCCUGACCCUGACUGGGGAAGCACGCUCGAACACUUAACAACCCAUAGUUUCAGCUAUCUUGGCUACAUUCUAUUGAGGUUAGUGUUUCAAGCUUCAAUAUAUAUGAUCUGGAGGGAAAGAAAUGAUAGAAGGCAUCUCAAGAAACCUAGACAGCAUCACCAACUUGCGAAGAUCAUUGAUAAAAAUGUUCGUAAUCGGCUUUUAGCUACUAGAUAUUGGGAGAAGCAACGUUUGAGAGAUCUUAUGCAAGAGUGGUACAAAACACAUACAUAG